Molecule: messenger RNA, 3462 nt
Organism: Myiozetetes cayanensis
Lineage: Eukaryota; Metazoa; Chordata; Aves; Passeriformes; Tyrannidae
Product: mitochondrial amidoxime reducing component 2-like
Exons: 7
Coding region: 16-1008 (330 amino acids)
Biological process (GO): nitrate metabolic process
Cellular component (GO): mitochondrial inner membrane
Molecular function (GO): molybdopterin cofactor binding; nitrate reductase activity; pyridoxal phosphate binding
Source: RefSeq, a predicted model, not a curated record
CGAGGCCCAGUCGCCAUGAGCGGCCUGCGGGGCUCCCUGGGGCCGGCCCGGCCGGGCUGGGUGUGGGGGGCGGCGGCGCUGCUGGCGCUGGGCGCCCUGCUCGGAGCCUGGCGCUGGGCCGGGCGGCGCCGCCGCCGCCGCCGCCUGCAGCGGGUCGGGACGGUGCUGAGGCUCUUCGUGUACCCGGUGAAGUCGUGCAAGGGGGUGUCGGUGCGGCGGGCGCAGGUGACGCCCAUGGGGCUGCGCAGCGGGGAUAUGCGGGACAGGUUCUGGCUCGUGAUCACGGAGGAUGGGCACAUGGUCACGGCCCGACAGGAGCCGCGGCUCGUCCUCGUUUCUGUCGGCUGUGACAACGGGCACUUGACCUUCGAUGCCCCAGACAUGGAGAAGCUCUGCUUGCCUGUGAACGUCCCCGGGAAAAACCCCGUCCAUAACUGCAGGGUGUUUGGACACGAUAUCCAAGGCAGGGACUGUGGUGAUGAAGUGGCUCAGUGGAUCACCACUUUCCUGAAAUCACAGCCCUAUCGACUGGUGCACUUUGAGCCCUCCAUGGUGCCAAGAAAGUCAAAGAAGAUAAUAGACCUUUUCCGAAGCACAGAUGAGGUUGCCUAUCCUGACUGCAGCCCACUCUUGCUCCUCUCUGAAGCUUCAAUGGAUGAUUUAAAUACAAGGCUGGAAAAGAAAGCUAAGAUACAGAACUUCAGGCCAAAUAUUCUUGUGACAGAUUGCAGUGCUUUUGACGAGGACACCUGGGAGGAUAUCCUUAUUGGUGAUGUGGAGCUGAAAGGGACCGUGUGUUGUGGCAGGUGUAUUUUAACAACUGUUAACCCAGACACUGGAGUCCUGGACAGGAAGGAGCCCUUGGAAACACUGAAAAGUUACCGCCUUUGUGAUCCAUCUGAGAGACACAUCUACAAAACCAGCCCUCUCUUUGGGAAAUACUUUGCUGUUGACAAAACUGGAAUGAUUCAAGUUGGAGACCCUGUGUACAAGAUGAUCUGGGAAUGAAAAAGACUUUGAUCAGAGGAUGCUUUUUCACCUUCAUACACCAAUUGUUUUCCCAUGAACACAGUCACCAACAUAACCUUUUCUUAUUCCUUGCAAUAUUUUUUGUGCCAUGUCCCUUUGUAAGGUGCAGGGGACUCUUUGAGGCUAUGAAGUGCCAGCCCUUUCAGAUCAUGUAAUCUACUAACGUGCCUGUAGCAACCAGGUCUUUAAUUUUUCUGGAGGCUGUGAGAAAAGAAACUGAUCCAAUAGAGACUUCACAGCACUACUGUGAGCAUCACAUCUCCUAAAAUUUCAUGUCAACCUCAAUAUUGGAAUCUGAAAUUAUGUACAGGGGUUUGCAUUGUGUAUUAGAUACAUUUAGUGCCUAUAAAGAACCACAAAAACAGUCAUGCCAAGCACAAAGUAUGUUGGUCACAGAGCUGCCUUUACAAGUGAACAUGGAGUGAGAAUGGCAGGACUCUGUCUUGGAUUCCACCCUUCUUUGGUCCUAAUCAUCUUACCCAGCUAUGUGCAUGUCCAGAGGCACUUUUCUGCAGUGUUUCUAAACCUGCAGUUGUUUCCUGAAGAUUGCUGCUAUCUUUUGAGAUUGGAGCAAUAGCAGGAGAAGGCUUGUGAGCUGACUAAAUGCUACUGCAGUCUAGAGGUGGGAACACUGGCUAAUGAUGUCUGUGGGUUUGUUUGGUUUGUGACCUCUGCUCAAUAGUUUGAACCGUCAGGUUUUUUCUCCUGUGAAAGGAGUUCUACCCCAGCACUGUAACACUGAGGCUGUAGUGAUACAUUUGCUAACAUAUCAGUAGAAUUUCCAGUUUGACUAAAAGGAUUGGAUGUUCACUCUGACAGAGAUUUCAUGCGCAGUGGAGGGGAAGAAAAGCCAUCAGGAGUGAUCUGAUGCUGAGCCUGCCAUGUUCAAACAGAUGUCCAGGCAAUGUUGUAGGGCUCUGUGUUCAUGCGUAGCUUCUUUGUGACUCAGUGAAUCUCUUAGUAUGGAAAGUUAGGCUGCUAAGGAGAUGUUUGGGAAGCUGCAGCUUGAGACUGAGCAUGUUAACAUCCUUACUGGUCCUGCAUCUAGAUCUCUGGUUACCAGGCCUGUUUCAAUUCAAACAAAAUGUCAGGCAUUUGUAGGAAUCUGAUAAUUAUAUUUUCUACUGCAUAAAACAAAUAGCAGAGGAAACUAGUUGUUUUACGGCAGUAUUAUCUUUAAUUGUUAUGUGAUUUUUUUUCUUUUUGAAAGUGAACUCCUAGAUAAAAGCCAGCUAUCUUUCAAAUGCUUGUUGCUUGUUUCAAAAGCUUGGUGCUUUGUUAUGGGUUACUAGAUCUAGAAAGAGUGUUCCCCUAGCCAAAGAGAGGAAUCUAAUUAAGUGUGGAGAAGGGCAAAUAUGUCUGAAUUUGGUGUUUAGAUUCUUUCUAUUUUAAGUAUAAACUUGAAAUUUUAAUGCAUUUAGUUCACAAAUUAGACCUGAAGAAUGGAGAACCAUUGGGCUUUGAACAAGUUCAGGUGGAUGUGUGUGACAAGCCUGAAGCAGAAAUACAGGGAAGGUAUAUUUAUGAACUCAAAGUUGCUCUGAUUGUCAUUUUGUUAGCAGAGUGCUCUGUAAGGAUUAGGUUUUCCUGGGACAGACAAGUGCCCAGUUUGGACUCCACGUUGCAUAUUUGUGUAUUGUUAUGCCUCAUGCAACAAACAGUGGGAGGAUAUGAGAGAAAAAGCAUCUUUUGAAAACAAAGGAUUCUGAGGGUCAGUUUUAAAAAGCAAGUGUUGAAGGUUCUUAAUGUUAGAAGCUGAAAGCUUGUGGAAUUCCUAAUGAUAUUAUUAAGCACAGGCAGCCUGCUGGCCUGCCAAAGCAAUUAGUUAAGUGUGUGUCUCUUCAUUAAGUCAAAGAAGCGGAAGGAAAGAGAGCUGAUUUUUUGCCUCCAGCGAAACAUAUUUUUUUUCACUGUUGUUUUAGCAGCACAUCAGCAUUUAUGUAACAAAUUGUGUGCUAUAGAUCCUGUAGCCUCUCAUUAGGCUGUUGUCAAUUGGGAUAAUUUGGAAAUGGGGCUGUCCCUGCAAUGGGAAACAGCCAUCUGCAUUCUUACUGAGAAGAGGGCAUAGAUCUAAACCCCUGAUUUACUCCUGUAAAGCUUCUUAGAAGAAUAUUCCUAGAAUCCCAGAACAGGUAUGCACCUGUGUACAAUACAUUUCACAAAUGACACUUAAAACAAUCAUGUUGUCAAAGAGGGCUGUUUUGGGAAGUCAAGAGCAUAACUUAGAACAUUACACUGUAAAUAUCUUCAUGUAACUUGAAUUGCUGUAACUGUAUGAAUUUUAUUUGAUUUUGUUAAAACAAUUUAGGAAAUUGACUGAAAAUAUGUCAAUCAUAAACCACUGUUUCUAAAUUGUAUACUUAAAGUUAGUACUUUUUUUUUUUAAUUGUAGAAGAAGAAAAAAAACUAUAAACUUUAGUUAAAGUCUCAUAA